Pelmatolapia mariae (spotted tilapia) is the source of this 9809-nucleotide messenger RNA. RefSeq names its product ArfGAP with GTPase domain, ankyrin repeat and PH domain 1 (gene agap1). The transcript has 20 exons. Bases 623 to 4279 code for a protein of 1218 amino acids. The record is from RefSeq and is a predicted model, not a curated record. Gene Ontology annotation, biological process: activation of GTPase activity. Lineage: Eukaryota; Metazoa; Chordata; Actinopteri; Cichliformes; Cichlidae. Gene Ontology annotation, molecular function: GTP binding; GTPase activator activity; protein binding.
GUGGCUGUCCGGUCCGGUGUUUACUGUCAGCGGGUUAAAGUGUGAGCGGAGGUCCGGGUCCGGAUCUUCAGCUGGAAAUUCAGCGGAAUUUGGAGCACAAGUGAAGCCGGUUUGAGGAGCGAGAGGCCCGGCUGGCUGCUGCGCGGCGCUGCGGGGGAUGUGCGCACACAAUGGGAGACGGUCCGGGACUCGAACAGCGUCUCCCCGCCCGGUUUGGUUUGUAAAGACACCGGAGCUGGAGCCGGGACUCAGCGCGGAGUGAGGACCUCCUCUGACCGGGCAGGACGCCUAAGACGCCGGGCGGAGCUCAGCUGGGAGCCCCGUGGGAGCCGCGGAGGACGCGGCUGUGUGUCGUGAAUCCCGCUGGGAUGAACCCCGAGUCUCCUGCGUUCUAAACCGCUGUUUACACAUCUGGAUGAAGAGGAAAGCCUGGGUUUGGAGCUGGUUUAUGGAGUUAAUGCAUGUUAGUUUACUGGAUUUACCCGCAGACCCAUCAGCAGCCUGCAGAGGUUAGUGCUCAGAGGAUAAAACUAAAAGAACAGUUCACAGUUUCCCUUUGAAUCCGAAUAUUUUAAAGUAAAGGAGCAGUUCACAGUUUCUCACAUGAGCUUUGAAGGAGGCGAUGUACCUGCUGGACAGUAGCAGCUCUGAGAGGAUGGAGAGAGGAGCUCCUCAGAGAAAGACUGUGUACCGGAUCUCCCUCACGCUGGUGAAGAGGGAGAGCUUAGAGGAUGAGGGCUCGGUGCCCCGGCGGGCAGAGAACCCAAAGGUGGGCACCUUCAGGCGUGAGGGGUCGGCAGAGGUGCAGCGGGGCGGUCUGCUGGAGCAGCUGAAGGAGGUGGAGGACGAGUCGGAGGAGUUCUGUUCUUCCCACGGCUACAUGCGGAACUUUAGGACGUUCAGCACGGGCCAGCUGGAGCUCGGCAGGCUGAAGAUCUGCAGGAAGCAGCUGCUGCAGCGGGGCACCAAGGCCACCAGUCCGCUGGCGGAGCCCGGGCAGGAGGAUGGCGGCGAGCGGGAGGUGGAGGAAGCACCACAGGCGCUGGUGGAGAACGGUGGUGUUGGCGAGAAGAAGAAGAAGCUCCUGAAGGCGAAGAGCGUGGAGGAGCAGAGCUCGGAGCCCGUGAGCGGCGUCGGGAAGCUGACCCACUCUAAAAGUAACGGGACGCCGUCCACAGAAGGCCCUCCAGAGACUCCACCUCCUCUGAAGCGCCCGCCCGGGCUGCUGCGCCGCAGCUUCAGCUUCAGGCACUGGAGCGGUGGUGAACUGCUGCGCCUGCGGGCGCUCUCCAAAGACAAACACCACAGCAGCUCCGGCUGCAUCGGCCAGGACGCUGCAAAGGAUGCCGAGCUGGCUGCGCCGCUCCCCUCAGCCCGCCUCCUCGACCCCACCAGAGAGAAGAGCAGGACACUGGAGGUCGGCGCCGUCCUCAACAAGACGGACUCCAUGUCCGAGCUGAGCCGCUGGGAGAGGGCGCAAGGCAGCAAGAACCGCACACUGGACAACAGCGACCUGCUGCGGCUGGCGGCAGAGAAGGACGCUGCCGGGGCAGGAGGUGGAGGCUUCCUGCUGCGGGGAGUCGGGGGACGCUCCAGCGAGCGGCGCCUGGUUCGCUUCUUCAGCGGGAUCUUCUCCAGGAGGGACGGCGCUUCCACAUCCACACCGGUGGGGAGCCCUAGCACCAACAGGUCGCUGCGCCGCAGCCGGAGGACGGUGCUGUCGCAGUCCAGCACGGAGAGCAUGAACGGAGGCAGUGCUGACGAUGCGUUUGUAAACAGUCAGGAGUGGACGCUGAGUCGGACGGUGCCCGAGCUCAAAGUGGGCAUUGUGGGUAAUCUGGCCAGUGGUAAGUCAGCGCUGGUCCACAGAUACCUGACGGGAACGUACGUCCAGGAGGAGUCACCAGAGGCUGACGUGGAUGCAGGCGGGCGCUUUAAGAAGGAGAUUGUAGUGGACGGUCAGAGUCACCUGCUGCUCAUCAGAGAUGAAGGAGGCCCCCCAGAGGCACAGUUUGCGUUAUGGGUGGACGCCGUCAUCUUUGUCUUCAGUCUGGAGGACGAGAUCAGCUUUCAGACUGUUUAUCACUACUUCAGCCGCCUCGCCAACUACAGGAACACCGCUGACCUGCCGCUGGUGCUCGUCGGCACACAAGACGCCAUCAGCUCGACCAACCCGAGGGUGAUCGACGACACCCGGGCCAGGAAGCUCUCCAACGACCUCAAACGAUGCACCUACUAUGAAACCUGCGCCACCUACGGCCUCAACGUGGAGCGAGUCUUCCAGGACGUUGCCCAGAAGAUCGUGGCCACCAGGAAGAAGCAGCAGUUGUCUAUCGGGCCUUGCAAGUCACUCCCCAACUCCCCGAGUCACUCGUCUGUCUGCGCCACACAAGUGUCAGCCGUCCACAUCAGCCAGACGAGUAAUGGUGGUGGCAGUUUGAGCGACUACUCGUCAUCUGUGCCGUCAACACCGAGCACCAGCCAGAAGGAGCUCCGUAUCGACGUCCCGCAGACCACCAACACGCCAACACCCGUCCGCAAGCAGUCUAAACGCCGCUCCAACCUCUUCACCUCGAGGAAGGCGAACGAGGCGGACAAGGACAAGAAGGGCCUGGAGGCUCGAGCCGACAGCAUCGGCAGCGGGCGAGCCAUCCCCAUCAAACAGGGCAUGCUGCUGAAGAGGAGCGGUAAAUCCCUCAACAAGGAGUGGAAGAAGAAGUACGUGACGCUGUGUGACAACGGUCUGCUCACCUACCACCCGAGCCUACACGACUACAUGCAGAACGUCCACGGGAAGGAGAUCGACCUGCUCAGGACCACGGUGAAGGUGCCGGGGAAGAGGCCACCGCGUGCCGUGUCCACCUGCGCCGCCAUGCCAAGCCCCAAAACCAACGGCCUGACGAAGGACAUGAGCAGCCUGCAGCUCGGACAGACUUCAGGCUCGGUGACUAGCAGCUCGUCGGUGUCGCAGAUGGCGAGUGGCGUCAGCUUGGUGUCCUUCAACAGCCGCGGCACGGAGGGGAUGCACCAGCGCUCGUACUCCGUCUCCAGCGCCGAUCAGUGGACCGAGGCCACCGUCAUCGCCAACUCUGGAGUCAGCACGGACACAGGCCUGGGAGACUCCGUCUGCUCCAGUCCCAGCAUCUCCAGCACCACCAGUCCAAAGAUGGAGCCGCCGCCAUCGCCGCACGCCAACCGCAAGAAGCACCGGCGGAAGAAGAGCACCAGUAACUUCAAAGCCGACGGCCUCUCUGGUACUGCGGAAGCCAAACGUAAAGCUUGGAAACUAAAUCGCGUCUCUAGCCUUCGCAGCAUUUACACCAACAGUCUGCAGAACUCAGAAGAACAAGAGGAGAACUUUGAGUUCACCAUCGUGUCGCUGACGGGGCAGACGUGGCACUUUGAAGCCACUUCCUACGAGGAGCGAGAUGCCUGGGUUCAGGUCAUCGAGAGCCAGAUCCUGGCGAGUCUGCAGUCCUGCGAGAGCAGCAAGAACAAGUCUCGUCUGACAAGCCAGACGGAGGCGAUGGCUCUGCAGUCGAUCCGAAACAUUCGAGGGAACGGUCGCUGUGCCGACUGCGACGCACCGAACCCGGACUGGGCAAGUCUGAAUCUUGGGGCCCUGAUCUGCAUUGAGUGCUCGGGAAUCCACAGGAACCUGGGCACUCACCUGUCCAGGGUUCGCUCUCUAGACCUGGAUGAGUGGCCGCUGGAGCUCAUCAAGGUGAUGUCGGCCAUUGGCAACGAGCUGGCCAACAGCGUGUGGGAGGCCAACGCUCAGGGACGCCUUAAACCUGGACCGGACGCCAGCAGGGAGGAGCGUGAGCGCUGGAUCCGGGCAAAGUACGAGCAGCGUCUCUUUCUGGCGUCGCUGCCCUGCACUGAUGUCCCGCUGGGCCAGCAGCUGCUGAGGGCAACCGCCGAGGAGGAUCUACGUGCAGUCGUGCUCCUGCUUGCUCACGGGUCCCGACAGCAGGUCAACGAGACCUGCGGAGAAGGAGAUGGACGCAACGCGCUGCACCUGGCCAGCCACAAGGGCAACGUGGUCAUCACGCAGCUCCUUAUCUGGUACGGCGUGGACUUGAUGGCAAGGGACGCCCACGGCAACAGUGCAAUGGCAUAUGCUCGCCAGGCCAGCUGUCAGGAAUGUGUGGACACGCUGGCUCAGUAUGGCUGCCCAGAUGAACGCAACCCCCUAAUGGCCACACCCAACCUUUCACGGCGCAACACCAAUCGCAACAACAGCUGCAGCAGCGCCGGCAGUGCCGCGCUCAUAUGACCAGACAGUUUCCUGUGAUGACUCUGAGAAAAAUAAACAAACUCCGAUUUGGGAGUAUCCUGAGCGUUUUAUUUUGGGAACCACUACUUUAGCUUUGCCCACUUCACCUGACAACGACCAGUAAACUGAUCACAGGUCAGUGGUGACGCUGCGGCCAGGCGUCUGUUUGGGAGAAGAAGUCUAAAGCAUGCUGGGAAACAUAGCCCAUGAUCAUCAAAGCAUUUUGGGAAAUGGUCACACGACUUGUGCAGGUCAAUGAGUUAUAUUGUACCUCGUCACACAGCCUCAGAUUUCACACUACAAAGGCCAGUUCCCGCUCAGACUCAACAACAAACUGAACUCAAAGCAUAUCAUCUUCUGUCCACAACCUGAAACUGUGAGAUCAAAUCAACGAGAAGGAAACUCAAGUCUUCGUAUCUUCUUUGAGGCAGCCACCCAUCAACAUCAUCUUCACUGCAAAUCUCUCGAGGAUUCUUUACGACCUCUUCACCUCCUUUCAGCUGUCAUUUUUUAAAAUUUUCUGCAAACCAACCCGCUUUACACAUUUUGGUUCUUUUUUUUUUUAAUGUGAAAAAAAUCUUGAUGUUAAAAAAAAAUAUCAGCUUAGAGGUAAAACAUAAGUGUGAUAGAUCGCAUGUCCUAGACACUUUUUCUACUUUAAUUUAAGGCAUUUUUCUCGACUGUGUAUAUUGUAUCUCGAUGUGCAUUGCUGGACCAAUGGUAAAAAAUGCUAACAGGGGAAGGGUUUUUGUUUUUCCUUUUUUUUUUAAGCUAUCGGGUGUAUAAAGUCAUUAAGUGUACAGAAGCUCUUGCCAGGCUCAGGGACUGGGGACUGUCGAUCGUCAGCGCUCAUUGUCUUUUUUCCCAGCGAGUUCUUUAGAUGAAACAACCUGUUUUCACUUCACUUAGUUCCGACUACAUUCAGAUUUUUGUCAACACUCAAGUUGCUCAAAAUUGCUGGCUUCACUUAAUUGGUUGGAUGCCUAAGGCACCGAACCAAGAGAUCGAUUGGUAGCCCUCUGGCAGCCACUGGUCACUGGUUGGCAACUGGUCGCUAGAGGUUGCUGGCAGUCACUAGGUGGUUGCAAAGAGGUGUACAGUGCUGUACUGAAAACCUUCUUGCAAUUGCUUGGAAGACUCUCCUUGUCUACAAACACUGACCAACUACUUGCCAAGCGAUAGUAAAACUGCAAAGGGUGCGACAAAAAGCUGGAAAUGGGGACCAUUCGGCUUCAACGUAAAAGUUGCACUUUUUGAAACAUGUUCGUUGCAUUAUCCAUUAAUCACCAUAAGAGCAAACUGGUCGAUCGAGCGAUUGAACAUUUUGCUGUAUGUUGCCGAUAGUUUGUGGCAUAAGUUGGUUUAUAAAUUUGGUUUGUAAAUUUGGUUUGCCAUCCAGAUCCUGGCUCAGCUGGGAAUUAACCUGCUGAUGAGCAUCUAUAUGUAGGAUUUCAAACCUUUUCUUAUGCUAAAAGUUUUAUCGUCUGAACUGAGUGAACUGUAAGCAUCUUAAACCCAAACCUGGUUUACAUCCUGAUGAAAAAGCAUUUAAUCUGAACUCUGUCCCUGAAGUUAAUUUUAUUAAUGUAAAAAAAUGGAAAAGACACAGAAGCAGCUGUCGGAGCAAAAAAGGGAAAUUAUUGUCUUCAGGUGUUUUUUGUUUUGUUUUGGUUUUUUUUUAAUGUUUGCUAUCUGUCCAGACACAAUGAUGGGGAGACGGUUGGUGGUCCCUGCCAUCACCGCCACUUUUUUAUCUAUCCCGUCCAAUCAGGCAGUCUCCCUGAUCUGCUCAGCGAAUCACUAAGAAGGGCUUCUUUUUCUUCUUCUCUGGUCUGAAAACGUCUUUGUUGUAAAUAAUCCUCCUCUCUUUCUCUGUCGCUUUCUCUCUUUCAUUCGAAGCAUCAUGUAAAUUAGAGAACACAGUAAGUACUUAGAGUAUGUGAGGUUGCAGACUGGAAGUGGUUUAUUCUAAUGUGUUGUAGUAUGGUUUUGGCUCUGUGCUGAACCAUGAAGAAACCAGGAAGAAAAACUUUUGCAGGUGUCUAAACCUGUGGUUCCCAACAUGAGAAUCUUUACAGACUAAAGGGUCAACGGACGGUUUACAGCAAAGGAAAUCAGAAAAUACAGAUCCAAGCUGCUUUUUUAAUGAGAAAGAACAAACCCAAAGGGAAGCUUAUAAAAAGUCUACAUCUUCUCAAAUUUAGGUCUACCCUGACUUUAACAAAUGUGGUAAAAAUUAAGUUAAGACGCAGUAUAAAAGUGUUGAGUUUACUUUUGGGGGCAUUUGGGGCCACAAUAGCACGAGAUGUGGUUGAGUUUGAGUCAGGCUCAAAUCUGAUUAUUUAAUGAGCUUAGAAAAAGUCUACAUCUGGUGAAGUUUCGUUACAUAAUACUCACUAAACUUGAGUACAUUUGACUCAAGACCAAGUGUAAAUGUGGUGGUCAGCACUACCACCAAGGUUUGAGUCAUAAUGCAGUCAAAAUGUGGAUAACUUAAACUCAAGAUCAAGUUUAAAGGCUUGAUCAUUGACCUUUGAGCUUAGACUGUGACCAAAUAUGAUUAAAUUGGGCAACAUGUGGUCAAGAUGGAGUCUGGACAGAAGACUGUAGUUUAUAAGUAUUCUAGCCAUAACCAAAUUGGGUUCACAGUAUUAACCAAAUCUUUACAUUUGUCUAAUGGGCUCAAAAAGUUUACCAAGACUGGGAAAGAUGAAAUCUGGUAAACUCUAGCUCAAGUCUAAAACAGGUUUAAUUUUGUUCCAGAAAAAGACCAAACAGGGUAAAGCUGAAGCCAAGUAUAAAUUUAGUCAGAUUUUAGUCUACAAUUUAGAGUUUAAGUUUAAACUUACAAAGUCUACUCAUGCUAAAUUUAGGGCUAUAUUGUUCACCACAUGGGGUUAUAUUUCAAGACUGAGUCUAAAUGUAGAGAAUCUUUGGAUCAAAACUGAGGCCAAGUUUCAAUGUAGACCAGAUCCAACAAUAUGAGAAAGUCAUGGCCAAGCCCUAAAGAGUCUUACUAUCAUACAUGGAAAAAAUGAACUGUCAUAGAGCUAAAAAGAAAAUAUCAUUACCUACACUUAUGAAAGAACAUUCAAAAAAGUUAAUCUUCAGUAUAGAAUUCCACAUUUCCCAACCUUUUACCACUUGAUUUUCUCAUUGAUAAUGAGAAUAUUUUAAAGACUCUGAUACAAACACAUGGACAAAGACAAGCUGGACAGUGGACAGCAUACAUUAAGGCUACCCUGAAUGUUUACGGAUGUGUUUACAUUUGUCCAAUUGGUCUGCAUUGCCAUUAACUGUUAGACAAGACGAAGUUUAAUUCAUACUAGCCCUUAUAUUUUAAAAUCACCAUGAGCUAGAAAUGUUGGGAACCACUGGCACAAAGGUCCAUUUGGAUUUAAUGAUAGGGUUGCAGGUUAAUUUCAGGUGUUUUAAAAACACCUUUCUUAAUCCUGGUGAUAUCGAUUUUUCCGUUGGUUGUUGAAAUGUGUAGAAUGAAGGCCUUCAGAUGAAGAUAGUUGGGGAACUAGUUUCCCAAACUCAACAUUUAUUUGAUGAUUCAGACAGUAUGCUGCUCCUCAGCUCGGAUCUUCAACUUUCUCCUGUUUCGCCCUCUAAUGUAAAUGUUGCUGCAGCGGUUGAGUAGCAGCUCUCAACCCGACUGUGUAUCCAAGCAAUAUUCAUAAAAACCUUCACGCUCACAUCCUAACUUUGUAUACUAACAUCGCUUUAAUAUUCACAUGAAAACACAAAAACACACUGUAGAAAUGGAAGAAGGAUCAAAAAGCAAGAAACAAAUGUUUUUCUAUCAACAUGAACACAUUUGUCCUCCUUUUGCCUUUUUUGUUUUUGCACGCCUGCCUUGAUGUUCCUAAUUUUUGUUGUUGCUAUACGUGUCACGCUCCAUUUUCCUUACCAGUCAUCUUCAAGACGCCGUUUUAUUUCCUGUAAAUGACAAACCAAGCCUAUUAUUUUUGUUGGAUGCUUUUAGUUUGUUUUCAUAUCUGACCCAUCCCACAGCUGUCCAGAAACAGGACAGGGAAAAAAGACGUCCAUUUAUUUAUGACAGAAAUGCACUAAUUUACUGCUUUACUUCAUCUAUUUUAAACACAACUCUUCUACCAUCUUCCUUUAUGUUCUGUCAGUAACUGACAUUGGCUUUUUCUAAGCGGUGGCGGCUUCAGGUUGUUUCCUUUAGAAUAAAAUUGUAUUUAUUUUAUUUUAAAAUCGUGUGAGCAGAAAAAUUUAAAGUGUAAUUAAUAACAAUGCUAACUGUAGAUAGUAGUAAACAAACUAACGAGAGCAUUGCGCUAGAGUUUCCGUUUACAAGCGCUUGUUAAUGCAACUAGAGAUCAGCUAGCUGGUGAUAGCUAAUAGCAAGGAGGUGAACAUUAGUUGUCACUUUGCUGCAGAUUUAUGCUCAUUCAGGUUUGAGACUCAAAGCUAAAAUCGAAAAAUUGCUGAGUCAUCUGUCACCUAAGCUAACACCUAGCAGUGAGCAAGCCAGCAUUGUUUUAGGUUAACAGUGCAUUUCCCCUUCUAAAUAUUAAUCAAAUAAAUACUGAAAUAGGAAUAGAGAAUCGAAACAUCGAGGCUCAUAAGCUGUAGAUAUGUUAACUGAACUAAGCUAAGUGAGGGGAAGAGGGGCAUAAGCUAAACUUCCCACCAUAAAAAUGCAAACUGUGACAAACAUUGUUUUAAAAAAGAUUUUCCCAGCUUCCAAGUAAACAAUCUAAGUCAGUCAUCUGCUUUCCAUUAGAAGCUUAGCAGAACAUGAAAACAAUAUGUGGAUAAUAGAAACAUGGUUUUAAGAGCAGCUAGCUAAACUCUGCUAGCAGAGCAUAUGGGGUGCUGUAUCUCCUUGAAUAUGAAGACUUGACUCUUCACAGAUGUUUCUGUUGUUCGCGUUCACAUUUUCUUAGUCUCAUAAUUGAGGAGAAAACAUAGAAAAUAUCUGUUUUGUGUAUAUUUUGAAGCUAAAACAUGCUGUGAAGCUCCAGCUAGCGGUCAGUUAGCUCAGUGGCCAGUAGCAUGGCGCAAUAUGUUUCCUAGCCUAGGAUCUUUCGGCUGAAGCCGCCUGCGUGUAGAUAAAUUAUGUCAUGGUAACUGCAUUAAUAUGUCUGCACUGCUCUCGCCACCGCCAACACUUGUACAUAGACAUCAACAGAACGAAGAAAUAAUAUUGUCAAUGUCUAGUUGUGUUACCUCAUGUAGCCUCCUUAACCCCACCCAACUGGGCUGUCCACUACAUUAUUUAUAAAUGCACCCCUCGAGGAAGACUCGGCCCCCUUAAACCUACAUUUUUGUAUAAUUUUCUCCAUCCACUUUUUAUUAUUGUUGUUCUGAUUUAUCAUCCAGACACAUUAUUGUUCUUAUUGUCACUGUUAAUCUAAUAAUUAUUAUUAUUGUUGUUGAUGUUGUUGUUAUUAUUGUUAUUGAAUUUUUGUUUGAUGUACAGUACCGUUGUAUGAAAAUUCUACCUAAUACAGAGUCUUCUACUGUAAUGUGUCUCUUUUCAAUAAAGACAAGA